CACUCCCUCGUUCUUUUUAGCAGCAACAGACAGGCCGGCCAUAUUAGAGAGAUGGAAAUAAAGCUUCCUUAACGCUGUGUGUGUCCUUGUAGUACACCCGGGUAUCCUAUUUAUUUUUUUGGCCCCUAACAAUUCCUCCCGUGCAGCCCUCAGCCGCCCUCGCCCACCUCCCAGGGCUGCCAGGCUCUGGAAAUGCACAGACAUGCCUGGGUCCCGCGCCCUGCCUUCGGCCUCACGGGCCUCGGUCUCUUUUUCUCUCUGGUGCCGCCAGGGCGCAGCAUGGAAGUCACGGUGCCCACCACCCUGAAUGUGCUCAAUGGCUCCGACGCCCGGCUGGCCUGCACCUUCAACUCCUGCUACACCGUGAACCACAAGCACUUCUCCCUGAACUGGACCUACCAGGAGUGCGGCAACUGCUCCGAGGAGAUGUUCCUCCAGUUCCGCAUGAAGAUCAUCAACCUGAAGCUGGAGCGCUUCCGGGACCGCGUGGAGUUCUCGGGGAACCCCAGCAAGUACGACGUGUCCGUGACGCUGCGGAACGUGCAGCCGGAGGACGAGGGCCUCUACAGCUGCUACAUCCUGAACCCGCCCGACCGCCACCGCGGCCACGGCAGGAUCCAGCUGCGGGUCCUCAUGGAGGAGCCGCCCGAGCGGGACUCCACGGUGGCCGUGGUCGUGGGCGCCUCGGUCGGAGGCUUCCUGGCCGUGGUCAUCUUGGUGCUGAUGGUUGUGAAGUGUGUGAGGAGGAAGAAGGAGCAGAAGCUGAGCACCGAUGACCUGAAGACGGAGGAGGAGGGCAAGAUGGACGGCGAGGGCCACGCUGAGGACGGUGCCAAGUAGCGGCGGCCGGCGGCCCCGCGCCCACCCCCGCCCCCGCUCUCCUGUGCAGUGUGCCCCCGCCUCGGUGUGCGCUUCUCUUGGGCCAGGCCCCAGGGCCGGCCUGCGCCUCCCAACCCCUCACUGUCCCCCCACUGCACCAGUCACCCACCUCUCUCAUGGGAGAAGCCCGCCGUGGAGUACGGGAUGUGAGGGCCCUGGAGGAGGGAGAAGGGGUCCCGCUGCCCCUGAGAGGAGGGGAGGCCGUGUGAGCGCCCAGCGGGCAGGGGGGAGUGGAGGAGGGGUCCAGCAGCCUGCCUGCUCUCACGGGACUCAUCUGGGGGCAGCUUCAGAGGCACCUGUGGGUGGCGGGGCUUCCCUGAGCUGCGUGCUCCUGCGGGCAGCCCUGCAGGCUGGGUGCUGAUGGGCUCCUGGAGACCGGGGUGGGCACGAGCAAGGGCAUCGAAGGGAAGCCGAGAUGGAGGCGAGUGGAGACUCCGGUCCGGGCGCCCAGCUCCGCCCUCUCCUCCGUGGAUGAACUCUGAAACCGGUGGUUUCUGUUGGCUGUGAUGCUGGGGGUUUUGGUGAGAACAGUACGGAAGGGCCAGGAGCUGGUCACGGUCAGUCACGGUCACGGGCGGGCGUGUGCUCCAGGUGGUGGUCAUUUCCUGCCACCAGAGUGCCCACCAGCAGGAGGCACAUGUCAGUGAGCGGAGGGAUGGGGAGGGGGCGCCAGUGAGCUGGGCCCAGGGCGCAGGGUGAGGGACCGGCCUCACAGCCCAUCCCAGGCCCCCAGCAGUUUUCCUCGGCUCCACUGGAGCGCGAAGGGAAGGCCUGAGGGAGGCAUGAGGGGAGCCCGUGGCCGUGGCCGUGUCCGGUCUAGAGCUGGGCUACACCCCCGCCGUGACUCUCUGGGGAAGAAGGGGCGUUUGUGGGAGCCGAUCGCCCUCACGUCACGCACAUUGAGGGGAAUCUCAGGAGAGGGAGGCGCGGUGAGAGGCCUUGGGAGACCCCCAGAGGCCAACGAGCCACAUCACUCCUACUGCACACGGGGAAACCGAGGCUCAGGGGGACAGAGUGAGGGCCCGGGCACCUCCUCUGGCCGUCAGCCUACAGUUUGAAUGAACAGCCAUAGUUGUCCUGGCGGGAGAGGAGGGGAGGGGAUGCCCUGCUCCUCCCCUGAGUGGGGAUGCCCACGGCGGGGGUGGGGUGUGGGAAUGAGGACAGAGCUGCAGGCAUGCCCCUCCCCUGCCCCAGGUGG
Myotis myotis is the source of this 2077-nucleotide messenger RNA. It is a transcript of the gene SCN2B, whose product is annotated as sodium voltage-gated channel beta subunit 2. Lineage: Eukaryota; Metazoa; Chordata; Mammalia; Chiroptera; Vespertilionidae. Bases 193 to 840 code for a protein of 215 amino acids. Gene Ontology annotation, cellular component: membrane; voltage-gated sodium channel complex. Gene Ontology annotation, biological process: membrane depolarization during cardiac muscle cell action potential; regulation of sodium ion transmembrane transporter activity; cardiac muscle cell action potential involved in contraction. Gene Ontology annotation, molecular function: sodium channel regulator activity. The transcript has 4 exons. The record is from RefSeq and is a predicted model, not a curated record.